AUGGUAAAAAUAGGAUUACAAGUGAAAGCUACGUUGGAAAAUAUCGAAGAAGUGAAAGCGUCGGGGAGAGAAUUCAGAUGGUAUCUGAAGUUUACUUGCUGCAACUGUGGCGAAGUAUCGGAGAAAUGGAAUUACGUGUCAUUGAGCGAGUCUAUUCCAGCUCAAAGGGGGAACGCGGUGAGUCACUUUGCGAGCAAGUGCAAGCUCUGUUCCCGCGAAAAUUCCAUGACCAUCCUGGAGGAUUCCGUCAAAUCGUUUCUCGCGAACGAUCAGAACAAGUUUCAGACGAUAGCGAUAUUCGAUUGUCGAGGCCUCGAGCCGAACGAUUUCUCGGCAAGAGAAGGAUGGAUCGCUAAAACGAUAAACGGCGGGAAGGAGUUCACGGACGUAGAUUUAAGCGACGGAGAAUGGGCCGAUUAUUGCGACAAGAUUAAAGAACCUGUCGGGAUUUACGAAAUCGAGCACAGGUUUGAGAGAGUUAAGUAAGACAAAUUUUUAAGUUUUUACUGCAGCGUGAUGGAAAAUUCGACGAGAACGUAG
Molecule: messenger RNA, 540 nt
Organism: Heterotrigona itama
Lineage: Eukaryota; Metazoa; Arthropoda; Insecta; Hymenoptera; Apidae
Source: the annotation of a GenBank genome assembly